Messenger RNA from Durusdinium trenchii, 426 nucleotides. NCBI's taxonomy places the organism in Eukaryota, Dinophyceae, Suessiales, Symbiodiniaceae. The record is from the annotation of a GenBank genome assembly.
AUGGCCAGCCUCGUCCCACAGACAGGAGUCCACCAGGUGGCCGCUGCGCGCGCCGUGUCCAGGCAGAGAGAGCUAGGUCGAAGAUGCCCUGAGUUGCCAUCCAGCUCGACGAGCUCUCAUGCAUUGUCAGCCUCCCUACUGGCGGGCGCAGUUGCCGGGCUUCACCGACGAAGUGUUAGUCGUCGCAGCAGAUUGCCGUUGCGGGUGGCCACCUUGGACAAGCCCAGCAUCAUCGAACGCGAGGACCUGCGCAACAUCGCGAUCAUUGCGCAUGUCGAUCAUGGCAAGACCACAUUGACCAAUGCCCUGAUGAAGCAGUGUGGAAUGGAGAAGGUGAAGUCAAUGGAUAGCGACCAGCUGGAGCAGGAGAUCUCCGACCUUUGCAUUUUGACUCCGAAACAAAAAGAAGCGAAGAGAGAUGUUUGA